Molecule: messenger RNA, 7013 nt
Organism: Monodelphis domestica (gray short-tailed opossum)
Lineage: Eukaryota; Metazoa; Chordata; Mammalia; Didelphimorphia; Didelphidae
Source: RefSeq, a predicted model, not a curated record
GGCAGUUCUGCUUCAGGUCGCUGGCAGCAGCCUCCGAGUGACAAGCUGUUUGAUUUUAAUCCUCCACAUUCUUUGCUGUACCAUAACCCCUUUAGCCGGAUGGGGCUAUUCUCCCCGCCGCUGCUGAUGUCAGACACACACUUGGUCUCUCACUUAGCCCCGGCUGGAGCUUACUGCAGGCUGCGGCGGGGACUCUCCAGUCCAAGUCCAGGUGGAUACAAACUCCCAGGCACGCACCGAAUCCCGGGAAGAGAGAAAGGGGAGGGGGAGGCGUGGAAAAAAUAAAAAAGGUAGCUCCUUCCCGCCCUCCCCUUCUCAGAAACAGAGGUUGGGGAACCUAGAAGCAAGGCAUUGCUGAGCGGGGAUUGUUCUUCCUUUCCACCCCAGCUUUAGCGAAACCGGGAGUUGUCUUAGGAGGGGACUGGAAAUCUUGUUUACCGCCCGAGGAGGAAAAUAUAUCAAGCCUUUGUCUGGUGAAGUCAGCAUCUCUCUUCUCUCUUCAGCUGCAAUGGGCUUCUGGUGACAUUAACAUUUGGGAAGACUGAAGAAAAGGAGUGGGGGGCGGGAAGCGGUGGAUUGGUGGAUUUGGUUUUUGGAGGGGAAGGGGGGGCCCUUUAUGCAUUAAUUUAAAUUCGAAAAUUUUCUAUUUCCUUCUCCCUCCUUUCUCAGUGUCGGGCAGGUCUUGAUCUCAAUCGCUCCCUUUUACAGUUCGGGCUGCUAAUCCCGAGCUAUUUCGAGCGGGUCUCGCUCCCUUUGUGAUUUUGUACACAUAGCGCUGUGAAGGAGGGGUGGGGUGGGGGGAUCUCUUAGAAGGGGGAAAAAAGGGAGGGGAAAACCCACGAACCCAAACCUUGACAUGCUCUCAGCUUGAGGAGGAAGGAAGCAAGCAGCAAGCAGCAGCAGCAGCAGCAGCAGCAGCUCAGAACGGUCGGGAGGUGUUUUUUUCUGCUCUGGGCAGCGCUAGGGUGUCUGUAUGCUGGCACUCGGUCUUGCUUGUAUUUGAGAAAGCUGGUUUGCCUGGGGGGCUGCCCCCCCCAGUGCCAGCCUCAGGGGGCCUGCCUCACCUAGGAGAGGGUGCAGAUAGAACUCGAACUCGCCCGCCCGGCAGCCCCUUCUGAGAUUAGCUGCUCUGCACCAACCCCCGGGACAGCAGGAAUUAUGCUCUUGAAGGAGUACCGGAUAUGCAUGCCUCUGACCGUGGACGAGUACAAGAUAGGACAACUAUAUAUGAUCAGCAAGCAUAGCCAUGAGCAGAGUGACCGUGGAGAAGGCGUGGAGGUUGUCCAGAAUGAGCCCUUUGAAGAUCCUAAUCAUGGUAAUGGGCAGUUCACAGAGAAGCGAGUGUAUCUCAACAGCAAAUUGCCUAGCUGGGCUAGAGCUGUUGUCCCCAAGAUAUUUUAUGUUACAGAGAAGGCUUGGAACUACUACCCUUACACAAUUACAGUGCUCAUUUUUGCCAAAAUUCUCCAUUCAUAUAGAAACCAAGUAUGAGGACAACAAAGGAAGCAACAAUAGCAUUUUUGACAGUGAAGCCAAAGAUGUAGAACGAGAAGUGUGUUUUAUUGAUAUUGCCUGUGAUGAAAUCCCUGAGCGCUACUAUAAGGAAUCUGAGGAUCCUAAACAUUUUAAAUCAGAGAAAACGGGAAGAGGACAGUUAAGGGAAGGCUGGAGAGAUAGUCACCAACCAAUCAUGUGCUCCUACAAACUGGUGACUGUGAAAUUCGAAGUCUGGGGACUUCAGACCAGAGUAGAACAAUUUGUACACAAGGUGGUCCGAGAUAUCCUUCUGAUUGGGCACAGACAGGCUUUUGCGUGGGUUGACGAGUGGUAUGAUAUGACAAUGGAUGAUGUUCGGGAAUACGAGAAAAAUAUGCAUGAACAAACCAACAUUAAAGUUUGCAAUCAGCACUCAUCUACUGUGGAUGACAUAAACAGCCUUGACAAAACAAGUACAUGACAAUGGAUGAAGUCCGAGAGUUUGAAAGAGCAACUCAGGAAGCCACCAACAAGAAAAUUGGAGUUUUCCCACCUUCAAUUUCUAUCUCCAGCAUUUCCCUACUGCCUUCUGCAAUCCGUACUGCUCCUUCUAGUGCUCCGUCUACACCUCUUUCCACAGAUGCUCCAGAAUUCUUGGCAGUUCCCAAAGAUCGACCUCGAAAAAAAUCUGCCCCAGAAACUCUCACUCUUCCAGACCCUGAAAAAAAAUCUACACUGGAUUUACCUGGUGUACAUUCUUCAGACAAGCCAUGUCAGCCCCAAGAGUAACAAUGAAUAAAAUUUCAUAGUUUUUUGUUAUGUUUUGUUUUUAGUUUUUUGGUGGGGUUUUAUUUUGGAUUGAUUUUGGUUUUUUUAGGAUUCUUCUGAUAGCGAAAAACUGCUUUGUUACUCAGACUUGUUCCUUCAGAUCUCUUAAUGAGCAUGCAUGUGAUUAUGUAAUUCCAUAUAUGAUCUGAAUUCCAAAGUACACCAUCCAACAUCUAUAGUACAUGUCAGGAAAUAGUCUGAUGAUAGAUUACAAAGGACAAAAGGAAUCUUCUGUUGUAAUAAUUAUAAGCCAGGAAAUAGACUCUGAUGUCAAUAUGUGAUUAAGUUGGUAAAGACUCCAAGGGUAAACAAAUGAAGACUCAGUGAAAAGGACAAAAGUCCAUUUUCUUUCCAUUAAACCCAAAUUUCUAAAACUAUAUAUAUUGAAUAGUCUCAGGCUUGACAUACUUAAUUGUUAAACUUUGAACUGAUUAUCACCAAUACUUGAACACCCAUAGUGAUUGUCCAGAUUCAUAUUUUGUUUAAUCUGACUCAGGAUUUGGGGCCCAAUUAACUCUUUAAACUUAAAAAAAAUAUAUUAACAUACCAAGGCUCCAAGUGCAAUUAUUGAUAACUGACUUUAUGGCCAUUAAUCCUAUUUAUACCUUGCACCGAAUUUGUAAUGGAAAAAGAUUCUACUUGUUUCUACCUUUUAAUAUCUUUCCCUUCUGCUCUCAUAUGGCCUCCAACUCUAGCUAUUGCAUGAAUGAGGGAACCCUUCACUGACUGCUUUGAUUUAGGAAUUAGAAGGCUCAGGUGAAAGAAACCUCUUCAUUCUCUAGUAUCUCCAUCCUCUAACUUUUGAACUCGUUAUCCACAGAAGAUGUUAAAGUUCUACAUUAGGAGAAUGAAACUAAUUUGAUUAUUGUGCCACUAGGAUUUUAUCCGAAGUGUAGAGGGUAAAUAAAGUAAUGUAUCAAUAACAUUGAUGCAAAGUCUUGUGGGAGAGUCCUCAAAAACAAAAACAAACAAACAAAAACCACCUUUUCUUUUUGAGGGGUAUUUUCUGCUUCCCAUGUUCUUUCUUUGUGGAUUUUGAUAUAGCCACCCCUUCCUGAGACCUCUUAUUUAUUCCCCCUCCCCACCUUAUAAAACUGUCAUUGUUGAUAUCUUUCCUUGAGGUCAUAAUGAAUGUUGUUGUCACUGGAGCCAAGUGAAUAACAAGAAGGAGGUGUUUUCUAUUAUUACUGCCAGGUAGAAAGGAUAGAUGGGUGGAAUCACUGACACACACCCCAUACACAUACUUGCAAAACUAAAGAGUAGAAUCAAAUCUGUAAAGUACUUAGCACAGUGCCUGGCACAUAGUAGGUGCUUAAUACAUACUCAAACACCACCCCCUUCCCUAGAAAUAAUAAUAAUAAAUGAGACUUUGCCAAAUUUUCCUUGAUUGAAACCAGGUGGGACUUGAAUCAGACAAAGGUGUAAGGGAGAUAAGAUCACUAAGGAGAGGUAGCAAGAUAAUUCUAAUAAAUCACUGGACCUAAUAUAUUUAAUUUCACACCUCACUGCCUUGAAACUCAGGAGAAAAAAAAAACAACAGAAUCUCAGAAUUUACAUUUGACCUCUAAAAGAGAGUGAUCCAACAGCUCCCUAGGCAACACCCCUACUAUGACCUUUUUAGCUCAGGAAAGGACCUUCCCCAAACAGGAUUUCCAAGACAAAAAGACAAAGAGAAGGUAUUGGCCUAUCUAAAGUCCAGGACCUCUUUCUUCCCCACUGUCACUUAUCAAUGAGUUAGUCUUUUGCUAAGUUAAAUCCUCAUAGUGUACAGAUAUUGCCACUAGACUAAACUAAUGUUAGGCUCAUUUCUAUAACUAUUGAUUGAAAGGAGGGAGAACAAAGUGUAUUAAACUCCAGACUUCAAAGAAUUAAACAGUUGUGAAUAGUUUUGAUCUCUGGAUCAUCUCUUCUCUGAGAAUGAUGGUGUUUGUAGUAAGGUAUCUUCCCAGCAUGGUACAAUCGCAUGAUGUUUGUUUGUACAAAGUCUUAUCUUUUUUAAAGCCCUGGAACUUCUGAAUAACCAGCUCAUGUAUCUUCUAGUCAAUUGUUAAAUUUACAAAAAUUUUCCAGUAAAUUUUCAUUUACACUUAAGAAAUUUGUCAAACACUACAAAUCAGGGCUUGGUUUAUCAUUUUGUUAUUUGUCCAGUCUUUAAAAAUAAUACAGAUUAAACUUAAAAGUAUGUCCCCAUACAUUUUCUUUUUUUUUAGACAGUUGAUUAUUAAAAUAUUUCCAGCACACCCUUUAUUAGGUAAAGUAAAUGUCUGAUUCUGAGGAGUAUAAUUUUAGAAAUGGGGAAAGCAAAAUCCACUGACAAGAUACUAAAAUGUUGAGUGUACUUGUUUACAAGCCAAAACAAGGGUUAGAGGUGAGAAGGAGUGAGAGAGGGCAGAAAUAAAUCAUUUGAUAUAGGUGAACAUGAAUUUAUUUCUUUUAUCUUGGUCACAACAUACCUAGAAUUGUGUUUUUUCCACCACUACCAUACUCACAUUUUGCAAACCAGCCUUUGCUCUCAAGGUCAACAAUCCUAUGUGCUUUAGGAAACUAUCUUUGGGUUUUCUUUUGUGAUUUUUAUUUCCUCCAUAGCCAGAAAUUAGUUGCAAAACUACCCUGCAAUAUGUUUUACACUGAGCUGACACAUUAAUGGUCUUCAAGUCUUUACAUUUUUUUUUUGUCUAGGAGUGGCACCUAUGUGUAAAAAAGGGGGAGAGGAAAUACAGGUAUUCCUUUGACUGCUUUGAAUAUAUAACACAAAUCAUUACCACAAGACAUAAAACAACUUCAAUAUUUUACACAUCUAAGUCUUAAAUGUGUCAUUUCACCAUCUCCAUAAAUGAAUUUGCUAUAGGAUUUUGCUAUAUGCUAUAGGAUUGUGUGAAAUAUAUAUACAUAUAUAUAUAUAAACAGUUGCAUUUCUCAUAAAGAUGAAAAUUAAAUGGCUAUAUAUUGGAAAUUUAGAAUGAAAAAAAAAAAGGCAGUAGCUUGAAUUCACUAAGCAUGUUUGGGGAAAAAUAGAAUUCUUUACUCAGUGCCUCUGUAUACAAUAUGGUAAUCCAGCUUUUUCACCAAAAUUGUAUGAUACAUGUAUAUAGAGAGAAUAUACCAAAUCCCACACUACAAGUUUUAAGUCACUAAUAGCUGAAUUAAAGUAAAAAGACCCACAAUUAGAGCAUGUACAUUUACCCUUUCUUCAUCCCUGAUGAUGAAGGUCAUGAAAAAUGUCAUUUAAUCUCCCUGCUUUGGGUCAUCACAGUAAGAACCUUAGACCUUAAAAUGUCCCAUCCACUGUAAGUAUGAGCAUCUUACUUCUCACCUUACUUUCCUGGGAAGUAUCUAUGUUUCUGUAGCUAUCUCCUCAGUCCCAAAUUAGCACCAAAUCUUGAUGCAUUUUCUUUCAUUUGGGCAAGAAGAACAUCUCUUUUCUAAUGAUCUCUGGAGAAAUGGAAAAAUGGUGAUGGAAAAGUGGCCUGUGAAAGAAAGCCAUUAGCCAUCACUAUGUCAUGACCAAACCAGUGAUGCAAUUUUGUGUACUUUUUGGUGAAUUGAUCUAUAAAAUCUUCUUUUAUGGUUUUGAAUCAGUUUAUGGGAAAAAAGAGUAGUUCACAUGUUCAAUUGGAAUAUUCAUGAGCUACAUUUCUUGUGAAAAAGCUUUCUACACAAUAUGAUUGUUGAAGUACAGGGCCGAUGUUCAAAAUCUUAACCAAUGCCUAAGAGAGAAUUCUGUGGUUUUCUUUCAAAAGAUUGCAAUAAUUGGUUAAUGACAUAAUUCAUUCAGAAACUCCCAGGAUUUUUUUUUCAGUUAAAUGUUUUACUGUUCUAAUAAAGGUCAGAUUAAACAAAGGAACCUCCAAUUUUCUUCAUCAUAGCCCAAAGUCAAUCAAAGGUUUAGGUCACUGGCAUAUUUGUUUGGUUAAAGAACCAGAUGCAAUUUGAAUCAACUCACAAAGCCCAUUAGAAAAGAAGAAUUACCAAAAAUGUUGAUUCAUUUUUAUCAUCUCCAAACUAGGUGGAGAAGAUGAUAUCAUGCCAUUUGAGACAGACUCUCUUUGAUUUAAAGGAAAAAUAGCUGUCCAGUGAUGGCAGCCUGAAAAGAAAGUAAAUUCUCUGCUGAACUAUUGCACAGUAACAAAGAAUUGGUUUGCUUCCCAAUUCUAUCAGGUCACUCCAUGCUAUGUUUAAAUAAAAAAAGUUUGCAUACAAGUCUAUGAGCUUUUAAGAAUUAAUGCAGUAAGAGAAAAUAAAUGUUAACUUCUCAGAUGCCAUUAUUAAAAUGUAAUUUUGCUGUUUAUGUUAACAGAUGCUUUAUGCUAAACUCGGAUGUUUUUGCUUUAAAUGAAAAGCAUGUUGGUUGAAUUAUGUCUCCAGUUUGUGUGUAUCCCAAAUAACAGAUUGGUUGCAUUUUUUUUAAAUACUGAUGACAGCUCUAUGUAAAUUCAAAUGUCCUGUAAUAUUUGUUGUUUAUAGUUUUUAUUUGGGAUUUUGAUCAAGUUAGUCAAUACUCUACUGCCACUGCUGAAGGACCAAGUUUAGAAAUGCACAGUAUUACAGAAUACAAAGCAGAGCAAACAAAUUUGACUCCCCCACCUAGGCCAUCCUUCUGUGUCAUCUUAUGACUGUUCUUGUGUUUUUCCCCCUAGUUAUUUAUUAUUGUUAAUAACUUACUUUUUCUUACAUUCUAUUGUAAAUAAACUACCAAGCAAUCUUCUUUA